CGCGCUCUUCAGUCCAAAGGUUCCCACGACACCUUCCCCCUUAAUUCCCAUGGCUCAUGCUUCCCCUCUCCAAAUCCCAACUACAAUCCCACCGCUCCUUCUACGACGUCUCCACCAACAAGACCCACCAUCUCGAGCUCCCAGAAGCUUGUCACUCUCAAGUUCGCGUUGAUUCCUCAAACGGCUGGCUCGUCAUCAUCGACAGCUCCUUAGCCAUCCUACUCCUUAACCCUCUCACCUUGGCCAAGUUCAAUCUCCCUCCGCUCUCCUCCUUCCCCAACGUUGUGAGCCUCGACUUCUCCAAAGUCGGUAAGGAGUACGAGUACACCAUCCGAGAGGCGUCCGGAAAGAUCUAUCGGCUUAAUUUGGAGGAAAUGCGCGACUUUUUUAUCAAGAAAAUCGUUUUAUCGCCGUGUUCAGUAGACAAAGACAACUUCAUCGCAGUGGCGAUUGUCAAUGAGACCGGCGAGUUGGCAUACUGUAAGAACGGCCAUCAAUAUUGGACUUCUAUGGGCGAUGUGGGACUUGCCUGCUGCGACGUUACAUAUUACAAGGAGAAAUUCUAUGCUGUGGAUGCGGCCGGAUCAGUCAUGGUGUGCGACGUAAGCGACGAAUCACCUAGUGUUUCGGUAAUUAGGAUGCGUUUCUCGUCGACAAUAGGUUACGUUUGCCACAAGGUAUAUUUGGUGAAUUCAGGGAACGAGUUGUUAGCGGUUGUACACCAACUGGAUCAUCAACUCCCACAGCAGGGUCCUUUUAUGUUUUACUUGAGAACCGUGUAUUUUGUGGUAUACAGAAUGAAUUGGAGUAGGCAGCGGUGGAGCAGCGUCGAAGACUUGGGUGACCGCGUGUUGUUUGUGAGGGAAAGUUCAUCUGUGUCGUUGUCUGCUGCUGAUGUUCAACGAUGCUCAAGGAUGUCACCGAAUGAAUGUUUCAAGAAUUGUAUCUAUUUUACUGAUGAUAGCCGUGUUAGCAGCUAUGAUGGGGACUUUGGUUCUGAUAGACCUUCCUGCUAUGAUAUGCUCCAUAGGGACGAUGAUGGUGCUUUUAAUUGGGACAGAGGCAUCUACACGUUAACGGGUGGAAGGAUUAUCUCUUUGCCAUGUCGUACGCGAGAUCCGCAUGCACUUUGGUUUACACCGACUCCAUGCUCAAAAAGUUGAAUCUAGUCGCCGACAAAGACGUUUGGGUUUACAGCUGCAUGCAUUGACGUCUCAUUUUGAUAAUUAGUAUGUUAAGUUUAUGUUAUGUUGUUAAGUUUAUGUUAAGUUUGUUGUUUCUACAAGACGUUUUAUUUGAAAGUUUAUGUA
Molecule: messenger RNA, 1310 nt
Organism: Alnus glutinosa
Lineage: Eukaryota; Viridiplantae; Streptophyta; Magnoliopsida; Fagales; Betulaceae
Product: putative F-box protein At5g55150
Exons: 1
Coding region: 57-1163 (368 amino acids)
Source: RefSeq, a predicted model, not a curated record